AUGGAAGACGGAGAACCUUCGAAUACAGGCAUGGAAGAUGGAGAAGCUUCAAAUAACCUUUCGGAAAAACUACCAAAAAGGGUCCUCGGCGAUGGUUGCUACCCCGUUGGUGCUCGGUUGAACAUAUAUUUAAAGGCCAAUGUCAUUGGCCUCCUUGUUGAGGCGUUAAAGGGUACUGAAGAUCUUGAGAAGCUACUUCAUUCCCAGUUUGGGAAGUUAUUCCAUCUACCUGUUGCAAGAUGUUGCAACAGCGCCAAACUAGUCCAUGCCCUUCUAUCACGACAACUUGUGACCACGAAGAAACACGAGAUUUGGUUCCUCUUUGGUGGACAGCCUCUGAAUUAUUCGAUACGGGAGUUUAAGGAAAUCACUGGAUUGAAUUGCAAUCCCGAACCUGAUAGCACAGAAGAAGAAGAAGAUGUCGGAAAGAUAGGAAUCUGGAAAGACCUGUUCGGAAGAUCGAGCGCUAUGAACGUUUUUGAUGUGCUAGAAAUGCUAAAGGACCCGGAUCUACCCCGAUGGAAACGGCUUCCAUUGGCCCUAAUCGUUCUUGUCAACGGUGUUCUGUUUUGCAAUAGCAAAAAUCUGGCCCUCACCGAGAAAUACAUUGAGAUGUUGACUGACUUGGAUAGGUUCAUGCUGUAUCCAUGGGGGAGGGUAUCCUUUAACAAAACAAUAUCUCGUUUUCAAGCUCCGAAGGCAAUCACGGAUGCCGAGAAAAGGGAGAAUCCUUUAACACGAUUGCGCCGUCAACUUAAACAGAAAACCAGUGUAUGCUAUGGCUUCCCUCUAUCACUACAACUCAUGGCCCUCCAAUCUAUACCAAUGUUGGUUUCCAAAAUUCCUCAACCUGAUAACUUGAAGACUUUCGUUGAAGAUCCCGAAGGCUGUCAAAACGUUAUCACACUACUACAUCUUGGGGACAUACUUGUCGUAGAAUCCAAACCUCUGAUGGUAGUGGAUGAUGGUGACAAUGACCAACAGAAAGAAUUGUGUUGGGGAGAUGAGGUAGAGGAUGCCGAAGUUGCAUUCAUGCAGGAACUCAUGGCCGAGGGGUACAAAUUUACACCUUCGGAUUUUGCAGUGGCACCGACACCUAUCGUGGAUCUUAGUGAUGCAGAUGACGAGGUUACCAAUGAACAGGAACCUGAGCCAUCCACCCGACCGAAGAAGAAACUGAUAACUCAUCAAACUGAAAAACGUAAGAUGCAGAGGAAGAAAGGCAGGGGCAAGAACUCUUCUAAUCUAUCGGAAGAUGAAACCCCUCAAAGUGGACAGAUUAAAGAUCUUAAAAGAUGGAUAGUAAGUCAGAAUAAUUUGCUACUUCGUAAGAUUAAGACAGAGUUGGACAAGAGAUUGGGCGUAUACCAACAGGACGAAGAAGAUAACGAUGUACACCAGUCAAAAGAAGAUGGGGAACAGGAUGACGAAGGACAGAAUCCAAAAAAGGUGGUCAAAAACCGGAUGAAGAUGAAGACGAAGCCGAAGAUGGAGGUGAAGAAGGAGAAAGAAAGAGAUGAUGAAGAAGGGAUCUCUACUUACUACGGCGGGGACCAUUAUUCUCCUAGGGACCAUGCGUACUUGAAGACUCCAGAAGCUCCGACGAAGACCCCUGAACCUGAACAAGCCAAUUCAGGAACAACUCGUCCACCUCCUUACUUCGUCAAUCCGGAUGAAGAUCCACCUUCUGGCCUCAACGAGGUGGAUGGUGGUAGAACAAAUUUGGUGUCAGGCACCUUAGUAGUCUACAAACCUCAGACUCCUCACCCAUUGAGCUACGCAUAUAAGAAAAAUGAAGCGCAGACAGAUGCACUGGAUGCACAGUGCUCUUUAGGCUGUGCUAAUGAGGAGGACUCAAAUGCGGGGAAAGAUUACCAUACUGCGCCUGAGGAUGCAAGUGAUGCUUCGCAGAAGACCCCUUGUACUCCAAAACCCCCAAAAGAAGUUGAGGGAUCGUCUGGUGUAAAGAGAAAAAGUAGAGGAACAGGAAGAGGAGGAACAGUUACCAAUUGCUCUCAUUUCAGCGACUUUUGCAUUGUCACUGGUCAUACUGUGAACAAUCAAUUCUUCCUACAAAUUGCGAAGCCUACUGAGUGGGUUAACACGAUGCACAUGCAAGUCAUAAUGGCCAUGCUUUGGAGACGUAGAGGUGAAAUAUACUUGAAAGACAGGGUAGCAUUUGUAGACACCUUGUUUAUAUCCAUCAUCGGCAACUACUACAAUGAUUUCAUAUCUGGAGAAAAAAAUCAGUAUGACUGGAGGAAAACCAUUCAGGGCAUUGUAUUGGGAAAACCUGCAAAGUGGGCUAAUCAACGUCAGAGGCAAAUGUUUCUACAGUUUGUGGACGUUGUAUACGUCCCGAUGAACUAG
Eutrema salsugineum is the source of this 2370-nucleotide messenger RNA. RefSeq lists its product as uncharacterized. The transcript has 8 exons. Lineage: Eukaryota; Viridiplantae; Streptophyta; Magnoliopsida; Brassicales; Brassicaceae. The coding region runs from base 1 to 2370 and encodes 789 amino acids. Gene Ontology annotation, biological process: proteolysis. Gene Ontology annotation, molecular function: cysteine-type peptidase activity. The record is from RefSeq and is a predicted model, not a curated record.